UACAUUUCUUCCGUGUUGUUUCAUUUCAGAUCGAACUCAACCUUAAACAUCAUGAGCUUCUGCAGACCCCAAAGCUACUGGGACCCAUGCCGCCGUGGAAGUUUCUCUUCCGGCAGCUGCUAUGGAGGUUCCGGCCAGCGCAUGGGCUAUUACCCAUCUUAUGGCCGUAACUACUACCCACAGAGCUGUUAUGGCGGUUAUGGAAGUUAUGGCGGUUAUGGCGGUUACGGUGGUUAUGGCAGUUAUGGCGGUUAUGGCCGUAACUACUACCCACAGAGAUGUUAUGGUGGUUUUGGCAGUUAUGGAGGUUAUGGCCGUAACUACUACCCACAGAGCUGUUAUGGCGGUUAUGGCAGUUUUGGCGGUUAUGGAGGUUAUGGCCGUAACUACUACCCACAGAGAUGUUAUGGUGGUUUUGGCAGUUAUGGCGGUUAUGGCAGCUAUGGCGGUUAUGGAGGUUAUGGCGGUUAUGGAGGUUAUGGCCGUAGCUACUACCCCAAAACCUACUAUGGUGGUUCCGGCCAACGCAUCUGCUACUACCCACAGAGCUGCUAUGGAGGUUCCGGACAACGCAUCUGCUCCUACCCACAGAGCUGCUAUGGAGGUUCUGGCCAACGUAUCUGCUAUUACCCAUACCGCCGCGGAAGUUUCUCUUCUGGUAGCUGCUACGGAGGUUCCGGCCAACGCAUCUGCUACUACCCACAGAGCUGCUAUGGAGGUUCCGGACAACACAUCUGCUCCUACCCACAGAGCUGCUAUGGAGGUUCUGGCCAACGUAUCUGCUAUUAUCCAUACCGCCGCGGAAGUUUCUCUUCUGGCAGCUGCUACUACCCACAGAGCAGUUAUGGUGGUUAUGGCCGUUGCUACUACCCAAAAAGCUACUAUGGUGGUUUUGGGUAUGGCCGGUGUUAUUACCCACCACAAUAUUGUGGGGGCUACGGUUAUGGAUGGGAGUACCCAUCUAGGCGUGGCAGCAUCUGUUACGAGCCCUGCUACCCUCUCACUCGACGGUACAGCUGCAGCGGCAUUGGCGGACCCUGCUAG
Messenger RNA from Heteronotia binoei (common prickly gecko), 1044 nucleotides. Its product is annotated as prisilkin-39-like. Bases 52 to 1044 code for a protein of 330 amino acids. The record is from RefSeq and is a predicted model, not a curated record. Lineage: Eukaryota; Metazoa; Chordata; Lepidosauria; Squamata; Gekkonidae. The transcript is spliced from 4 exons.